AUGAGCAGACGUAAACUGCUUAUCAAUCUUACAAGACUGAGAGAUGAAAACGAGUUUCAAAUUCUACCAACAGCAGAAUUUUCAGUACACACCUUUAAGAAUGAAUUGGAUGCACAAAAAGUAGAUAAGAUACUACGAAAUAGGUAUCUCUAUAUCUUUCUAAACGGUCUUAUCGGUGUAGCUCUCAUGAUCAUCGAGUUACAACUCUCUUGGAAUGAAAAAGAAAUCAUCAUCAACAGUUCAACAAAAGCAAUUAGAAUCGUUAUGUUUAUAUUAAAUUUAAUUUUAUUAUGUCAACUAAUGGACUAUUAUCGGUUGUUGCUAUCUAAUUGGGGACUACUUAUGUGGCUACGUAUUUAUAUGUUUGCACGUGUCUACAGAGAUUUCUCACAUGUAUAUAAAUCAAGACAUAGUCUAGCAUCAAAAUAUAGAGCAAAGAAUGAAGUACCACCUAAAUUCAAUUGGGCAUUAAGUUUAAAGACAUUAUUGUAUCAACGGCCACUGAUGACAUUCAUACCGUUCACAACACUUAUUAUAUUUAUAUGCUCACAUAUUAUCUACGUAUUCGAGAGAGAAGCACUCGCUGGAUUCUCCUAUGCAGUCUCACUCUACAUUUCAUUUAUAAGCAUGGCUACUGGUUGGCCAACCGAUACCUACGAUAUCUACAAUCCAUCCACUUUCUUUGGAAGAUUUGGUGCAAUUAUGUCAUCUGUUUUGGGUCUUUUUACUUUGGCUUGUUUGAUUGAACAAUUUAGCAAUCUUACACAUCCAACUGCUCACCAGAAACCAAUUCUCAAUUAUAUUUAUCUCCUAGAGUGUCAAGAGCGUGAGAGAAACUCGGCGGCAAAGCUGAUACAAGUCGUUUGGAAACGUCAUCGUUGGCAACACUCUCAUAGCUUCUCGGCGAACCGAACGGUUUACAACACACAGGAAGCCUAUUUCUGUAUGAAAUACAUAGAGGCAGUAAAGAACUUUGGAAGAGAACGUCGCUACAAGAAACAGAUACGCGCACUCGUUUCUUCGGAUCGCGCCGAAAACGAAGACACUGCUGACAAGACCAAGGAGGUCGAGUUGAAACAGAUGCUCGAAACUGAAAAGAAAGCACGUAUAGCUAUGGAAACAAAGUUGAAAACAAUCGAAGAAUAUAAUAUAUACAUCUCAAAUCAAUUGAAUUUAAUCUUACACAAUCAACAAUCUCAAUUUUUACAACAAAUCAAUAAUAAUAAUAUUUGUUGGUUGAUAGUUGUGGGUGUUUCUUUGUUUAUGUAUAUGUUAAAAUUGUUCUCAGGUGAUAAUAAAACUAUUCUAUUAUCACUAUUAUCUGUCUUUGAUCAUAGAUAUCGAUACCAAACCACAACAAGACAAUGCAAAAGAAAAGACAUACAUAUUAGUUUAUUCUUUUUCGACCACUUUCUUCAACAUGAAAAACAACAAUAA
Messenger RNA from Heterostelium album PN500, 1437 nucleotides. RefSeq lists its product as uncharacterized. The transcript has 8 exons. The record is from RefSeq and is a predicted model, not a curated record. Gene Ontology annotation, cellular component: plasma membrane. Gene Ontology annotation, biological process: potassium ion transmembrane transport. NCBI's taxonomy places the organism in Eukaryota, Evosea, Eumycetozoa, Acytosteliales, Acytosteliaceae. Gene Ontology annotation, molecular function: calmodulin binding; small conductance calcium-activated potassium channel activity. The coding region runs from base 1 to 1437 and encodes 478 amino acids.